Cajanus cajan (pigeon pea) is the source of this 2005-nucleotide messenger RNA. NCBI's taxonomy places the organism in Eukaryota, Viridiplantae, Streptophyta, Magnoliopsida, Fabales, Fabaceae. The record is from RefSeq and is a predicted model, not a curated record.
UUUCAUAAUUUCACAAGUUAUACACUACCAUUCCCAUAUAAGCUACACACUAUCAUUGCCAUUAAGCGUAUAAAUGUAUUGUGUUGGGCAGUGAACAAAGGAAAAAGAAGCAGCAAAACCUAAUCGAAGACAUUCGCAUUCACCCCACGCGCACAAUGGACAGUGUAGUUGAUUCUCUGAACAAUGCCUAUCAAGAUUUUGUUGCUGCAGCAGCAAAUGUGCUAGAGGCCAAAGAAAAUGCUGGUUCCACUAAAACAACAGCAACUGAUACUGCUCUAGAAAACUUUAAGCAGAAAUGGGAAUUGUUUAGAGUAGCAUGCGAUCAAGCUGAGGAGUUUGUGGAGUCUGUGAAGCAAAGAAUAGGAUCCGAGUGUCUGGUGGAUGAGGCAACAAGGCCUGUGGCAGGAAAACCUGGACAAGCUACCAUGACCGGUCUUCCCCCCAUCAGUGCAGUUCGGUUGGAACAAAUGAGUAAAGCAGUUCGAUGGCUUGUGAUUGAGUUGCAGCAUGGCUCUGGAGCUAGUUCUGCUAAUUCAGCACUUUCCCAUCCCUCAGCUCCAUUUGAUGCCAGGUUUUCUGAAGAUGCUGCUCAGUAGCAUUAAUGUGACUGUGGUGGUGAUUAAUUAAUGUUAUAUAUUUCUCAUGCUGAUGGAGCUUAGACUAAACUGCUUUAGGCAUUUUAUACAAAAUUAUGUUUUAGCUUUAUGUUAAACUUUAAAUAAUGCAACUUAUGUGCAUUGUGCUUGGCACAACACAAUAAUCCUAAAUUUUAUGUUGGGAAUAAUUAAUAUAUUUUAUCCAAAAAAUGACAAUCUGUAAGUUAUGCCUACUAAAUAUUCAUUAUGAAUUGAUUAACACUGCAAAAUGAUGUCAUGUCGUCAUAGUCUGCAAUUCCUAAACUGCAUUGGUACGAAGGCCACACACAAACUAGACGUUAUGAUGCAAAGAAAUUGAUAACAGAGGAUCAAUGAGGUCUUCAACAGUUUGUUUAAAUUAAUUACACUCCUAAAACAUUGUGAAUCACACACACUCGGUCAUGCAGUGCACACAAGCACACACACUCAAUCAACUAAAUAUGAAAUAAUUUCCUAUUGUUCACAUGGUGGCCUCCUGGGGGAUUGGAGACCGUAUUUACAGGGAAGAAUUGCACACUGGCCCACUGAAGACUAUAUUUUAAGUUGUCAAAACAAAUUGAGACUAGGAUUCAUGUAAGAUGUGUGUAGUCAACAAAUCCAUGUUCACCAUCUAGAAGAACCUUGAUGACUUUACUCUCUAUGUCUAGGUAGUGGCAAUAAUAAAGAGCAUAAAGGUAAGGCCUAGGAUGACAAGCUACCCAUUUAGGGGGUUAGAUAUCCUUUGAUAUUCCUAGAACAGUUUAGUUUUGCAAAGGACUUCUGAUGUUGUGGUUUUAAAUCCACAUGGAUCAAUCAUUUCUUUCACAUCUUUGCCUUGAGGAGAGUCUUCUCAGAGUAAGAAGAGAAAGGGAUGGAGUCAACUUAUUUUCCUGGGCAAGAAAGUUCUGAAUUCCAUUUUCUGAGCUUUAUAGUUUUCCUACCAUCCAAUCUCUUUGUAUUGUUCCGGCUCCUUUUCUGCUAGAAGUUUGGAAGAAAGAUCAGACGUUUCAAAGAAAACAAAGAAAGAUUUAGAUUUGCUUCUUGAAGCCUCAUUCUAUGCACCCUACUUGUCUUUUUGAUUCUACAAGAUUGUGAAGCUAGCAGGAUAGCUAGAAACAUCUGGGAGAGACUCAACUGAAGGAAGUAUCCUAUGAUUUGCAAAAGCUUGCAACAGAUGGUCAUGGUCAUGGUCUUGUAGUCUAUCUACCUAUCUAUGUAAUAUUUUAGGCUUUGUUUUUGACAGAUGUCAAUCUUUCCUUUAAUAUCUUUUACACUACUUCAAGGAUAUAUUAGUAAGUUUGUUAUUAAGAGUUGCGAAGGUAAACAUUUCCCUUCUCUCUCCCAAUGUUUGACCCAUUUUUAAGUAAUCGUUUCUCUCGGAAUUUUUUUCA